UCUUGACUUCGCUCUCCAAAGACUAAUUGUAAGAACAAUGAUGUGAGAAAAAACCAGAGAUGGUGUGAGUGGUUUAGGGUUUGAUUAUGUGGAUGGCUACUCAAUCAAAUUCUGGGUUCGAGUCUUUGAAUUCUAUGAUGAGUCGUCACGCUAUUAAUUUCCAAUCUAACACCUCCUCGGAGAUGAUUCCAAUGAGUCCGUACUUGGGGAUGAGUAUGAUCAAUGUUGCUUCUCCUGGUUUAGUUCAAACCGGGAAUUCUUCGAAUGCUUCUGAUUCGGUUUCUGGCCUCAUGCUUGAUACUUCCAUGGUUAGUGAAUGGUCAAAUGAAGAACAAUACAUAUUGGAUGAUGGUCUUGAAAAAUAUAAGGAUAUACCAAGUAUCGAGAGGUAUAUUCAAAUUGGAAACAGUUUACCUGAUAAAAGUGUUCGAGAUAUUGCUUUGCGGUGUAUGUGGAUGACGAGAAAGAGAAGAAAAUCAGAAGAAUUAAAUUGUGGGAGAAGAACAAGUUCUAGCAAGGACAAGCAGGUGGAAUCGUCUUCUAAGUCAAGCAUUCCCUCUGUUAUGCCUCAUAACAUGGCUUCGUAUCCUUUCUCAGUGCCCUCUACAAGCACCAGUAAACAAAUUACAUCUGAAGAUUUAAGUGGCCAUGCAAUAAAUCUCUUAGAACAGAAUGUACGAGCUUUUAGUCAAAUUAGAGCUAAUCUCUCCUCAUUUAAGGUAGAGGAUAAUGUAGAUCUCUUUCGUCAGGCAAGGAACAACCUUAUCACCAUCCAAAAUGACAUGAAUAAUAUGCCUGGCUUGAUGAACCAGAUGCCACCAUUGCCGGUCACAAUCAAUGAUGAUCUCUCGGUGAUGCCAUUCAACACGAUGCAAAGUGGCGGCUUCCAUACGAAGCAGAAGACUUGAAUCAUCUGGUUUCCCUUAAUUACCUGUAAUUAAUUAUUCUAAAGAAGCUGGAGGAGGAAAAAAAAGCUCAUCACAUGUUGUGAAGUUUGUAGAAAUGUGAUUCUUUCGUAACACCAAGGAUCUUUAUUGCCGUGCCCCGAAUGUUGAAACAGG
This is a messenger RNA of Arabidopsis arenosa, 1061 nucleotides long. NCBI's taxonomy places the organism in Eukaryota, Viridiplantae, Streptophyta, Magnoliopsida, Brassicales, Brassicaceae. The record is from the annotation of a GenBank genome assembly.